Molecule: messenger RNA, 2912 nt
Organism: Heterotrigona itama
Lineage: Eukaryota; Metazoa; Arthropoda; Insecta; Hymenoptera; Apidae
Source: the annotation of a GenBank genome assembly
AUGAAUGGAAUUGAUACAUCAGAGAAGAAGCGAUUAGAAUCAUUAAAACGUAAGAAACAAAUUUUUAGAGCCAAAGAAUUGGCAGUACAAAAUGCACUGAAGAAUUUGGACAAUAACACGAAUAAAAAUAAAAUAAUAUUUGAUGAUAAUGACAUUAACGACAUAGAACAAUUUAAAAUCAGAGAAAAAGCAAAAAAGAAAAAACGUGACUUAUUUGAUGAUGCUGAUGAUGACAGAAAUGAUAAUGAACCAGUGUGGGAUAACCAUAAAUUUGAUAGUAACAAAAAUUUCACAGAGAAAUAUCUUGGAAAUAAUAUUACUGAUGAACGGUUCAAGCUUGACAAACGCUUCAUGGAUGAUGGUCAAAAAACAAAUACAGAUAUUAAUGUAAAUGACAAUGAAAUUGACCUACAGAAGGAAAAGGAAUUACAAUUAGAUAUUUUAGAAAAUAUUUUAGGAGUACCAAUUGCUUCAAAGAAUAAAGAUACAAAUAAAAAUGUAAAAUUUUCGAAAAAAAGAAUGAUCAGGUAUGAUCCCACAGAAAAUGAUCAUAAAGAAUAUGAAAUUAAUACAGAAAAAUCUGAAAUAGAAACCAAAAAUAUUAAAAAAAAAAAGAAAAAUAAAUGUAAUAUCGAAGGCCCGAUUGAAAAUCCACCUGUGGAAGUAUCAAAAGAUGUAUAUUUUUCUGUAUCAGAUUCAUUAUCGAAAAGCUUAAAAGGAGGAGAACAAUUUAGUUUAUUAAAAACACAUGGCAGAGAAAUAACUAAUGAAAAUAAUAAUGACAGUAAUGUUUCAAACCUGGAAUCGCUAAAAAUUCAAUUAAAUUUUGAUUCAAAGAAAUUAUUUAAGUAUGAUUCAUCCGAAGAUGAACACGAUAGUAAACAAGAAUAUACAUAUAAUGAAAAAUCUAAUAAUGAAAAAGCUGAUAUAAUAGUAGAUACAAAUAAGUUUUUCUUUGAUGAUAAUGAUAUUCGUUUUAAAGGUAAGUAUUUCACAUAAAAUAUAAAUAUAAUAAAAAAUUUAAAAUAAUUAUUGCUUCAUAAAUAUUCAUGUUUAAUAAAUUCUAGAAGCAGAAAACUUUUUUUCGAAAGAACACGUGCCAACAGAUACAUUCAAAGAUCUUAGACAAAAAGUAAAACAAAUUGUACAUUCGAAAAUUCGAAAAAAUAUGAAAAAGAAGCAAUCUUGGGGAUAUAAAAAAAAAAUUAAAAAAUCAUCUUAACAACUCAUUUAUUGAUAUUUUAAAUGUAUAAAUGAGAAUGUUAAGUUACAACAAUCACUUUUAAAUAAAAGAAAUAUAAUUUUAUAAGAAAAUUCAUCAUAUAAAACAGUAUAUGAAAUAUAAAAUAUAUCCUUUACCAUAUAAAAUAUCUCACUUUUUUAACUUGGAAUUAGCACUUUGUUAUUAACUAAUUAUUUGGAUUUUCAUUAAUAUUGUAUAUUUUAAUAACGAAUUAUUGUCUUUUAUGAUUUCAUCUUGUUAAGAUGAUUUAUUUAAUAAAAAAUGCAGUUGUUACUAGACUUAUUCAAUUAAUUGUAGUAAAAAUCUGCCGGUUAUAUGAUUAAUCCUUUCGGCCUAUUUUACCACACGUUCUAUUAAGGGUCUUCAAGAAAAAGUCAUGUGGAAGUCCACGAGAUAUUUGUUGUAUAUGCGUAUUUAAUAAAUUAUGUGUUUCUUCUUCAUAGAUAGCGUAAGUAUUUGGUAUACCUAUCUCCUGAUAAAGUUGUUUCACACGAUUUAUUUUUUCUGGAUCAGAGUCUCCAUAGCAUUCCUACAUAAUAACAAUAUUGUGUUGUUAUUCCAAAAAGAGAAUACAAAAUGUUAAAUUAGUGACAUACCUCCAAAACUUUCCUUUGUUCUGGUGUAGCACGUUGCAAAGCUACAGUAAUAAGCCACGAACAUUUUCCUUCUGCUAUAUCCGUGGUACCCAGUUUUCCACUGCUUUUCACAUCAGUAUAACAAUCUAAAUAAUCGUCUCGUACUUGAAAAAGAUGACCCAUUUCUAGCAAGAUUGUUUUUGCUUGUCUAUACAUUUCUGGAUCUUUUAUACCAGCCUACAAAUAAUACGUGAAUAAAAUUAUGAUCCGAAAAUGAAAAGAGGCUUUAAACUAUUAGAUGUAACAUAAAAUCAAAUAAUACAAUUGAACUUACAAAACUCAUAGCAAGAGUGACUGGUAACACAAACGUAUAGUAAGCUGUUUUAUGCUUUACAAGAGCAUUAUACUUAUCCAUAGUAAAAAGACUUAAAUUCGAUUUAUUUCCAAAAUUUGUUGAUAUUAAAUCUAGACAUUGACCCAUUUCCGUUUUAAAUGUAAUCUAUGAAUAAUAUAUGUAUGUAAUAUAAAAAUUUCUAUGUCCUUAAUUUAGCAAACAAAAUUCUCUACUAAUAAAAUAAUGUAAAUAUUUUAUCAAAUAAUAUGGAAUAUUAACUAUCAACUAUACUGAUUUUUUUUAGAUAGAUGAAUUAAAUAAAAAAUAUUUUAUUUAGUUGGUAUCGAAUCAAAGUAUUUUGUAUAUUAUUAAAUAAGAAAAAUGAUUACUUACUGAUAAAAAUUGUUCUAUAACAUCUAAAUAACAUUCUUUCGUCUUAAAGUGUUUCUUAAGAAGUUCAUAUAAACACAUUUCUAACAUUACACUGUCAUUAACUGCUUUCAAACCAAUACCAUUGCAUAGAUACCAGCAUGGUUGAUUUCGUCGUAUUUUUCCACCAUCUUCAAUAUCAUCGGCCAUAAUGAGGAACGCUUGUAACUAUAAUAUAUAAUCGUAUAUAUAAGUAAUUUUUCAAAUUGCUGAAAAGGAAUUAAUAAAAAAAACAAAUUGUGUAUUAUUAUUAUUAUUAAAUAUUAUUAUUAUUAUUAUUAUAUUAUUAUUAUUAUUAAAAUUCUAAAAUGAUAUAAAUUAAGAAAGAUAG